This is a messenger RNA of Symbiodinium necroappetens, 648 nucleotides long. NCBI's taxonomy places the organism in Eukaryota, Dinophyceae, Suessiales, Symbiodiniaceae. The record is from the annotation of a GenBank genome assembly.
AUGCCGGCACCGCCGAAGCGCCCGGAGGAGGAUGACAGCUCGCUUCCAUCUCCACAGCCCGUCCCGAACCGAGUUCCUGCAGGACCCGGAAAGCUCUCGAGGAACAAGGGCAGGCUGAUGCCAUCCCUGCCCGAGGAUCAGGAGCUUCACCCACCGAGUCCCAUGCAGUCAGGCGAGUGCUUCCGUCUCCGGCAUGUCCGGGUGGAGGCCUUGCUGCAGGACGGCACCUUGGGCCUCCUCUUGCACGGCACCUCCGUGGUGGGCUUCUGCAGUGAGGAGGCGGCCUCGCACGGCUGGUUCGUCGGUGAUCAGAUCGUGGAAAUCAACGGGAAGCAUGUGGCGGCCUUCGACGAGUUCUUGGAGCAAUUCCUGGCCGCACAGGUCCAGGGCUUUCCGAUUGUCUUCAGCGUGCUCCGGCGAGAAGCUCCAGAAGAAACCCCCGACGAGGAUCCUCUCGAGAGCUUCUUCAGCGAGAUCGACUUUGUGGACCUGGCCGGACGGCUGAAGAAGAAGUUCGGGGGAUCGCCCGGCAAGGCCGAGCUGGCGAGCACGGGCAGCUCAGGCGAUGCCAUCCUGGAAAAUCCGUACAUCCAGGCAAAACGAAGAAUAACAAGCACCGCGACAGCCGGGGCCUGUGUGUCGAGCUGA